Molecule: messenger RNA, 408 nt
Organism: Clonostachys solani
Lineage: Eukaryota; Fungi; Ascomycota; Sordariomycetes; Hypocreales; Bionectriaceae
Source: the annotation of a GenBank genome assembly
AUGAGCACCGAAAAGUACGACGAGACGCUUGCCAAGCUGACGAAGGCGAUGGCCGAUUUGAAGGAAAAGACCGUGGACUGCAAACAAACUCUCGAAGAAACCGAAACAAUGUUCGAUGAAGCCUCGGCCGCUAAAGUUGAGUCUCUCAAGGCUUCCAAUGAAUUCAUCAAAGGCCAGAGGGAUGAACUGCUUGAAGGAGAAGGUAAAGUACAGAAAGCGUUUGUCGCAUCGGCGUGCUUCAAAACCAAGAAGCACGCGCUUGGGGACAAGAGAGACGAGGAAUUGGAGGAAUAUCGGGGCAGGCAAGUCAGUCUUGGCCGUGAAAUCAGAGAAAAUGACGCUAUGAUCAAGAGCUUGGAAGAACGCCCACAAGACCAGGACAAGUCAGGCGGAUCCGAGGCAAAAUAG